AUGCGAGCAAAGAGAAAGGGCCGCGACACUGGUCUACAUGUGCUCGGCCCUGAGCCUAAAGAUGUCAAUGUUGAGAUCGUUGCUGUUCAUGGACUUGGAGCCCAUCCCGAAUAUACAUGGACUCACAAAAGUGCCUCAAUAUCGGAUGGCAAUGUGGAAUAUAGUCGUGUUCACUUGCUCAAAGACCUUCUCAUGAAAGAUGAACGCUUUUCUCAAGCUCGGUUCUUACAGUUCUCCUACAACUCAGACUGGCUGAUUGAUGCUCCAAUCGAGUCCGCACAGGAGAUUGGUGUUCGUCUUGUGAGCGCGUUGAGCCAACAUCGGAGCUCUCAUCCUCGAGUGCCCAUUAUUUUCAUCGGACAUAGUUUUGGAGGCAUAGUUAUCAAAGAGGCCCUGUCCUACCCAACAGAGGACUCUUGCGAAAUAUAUCAGGACACCAGUGGCAUUAUCUUUUUGGGUACACCACAUAACGGCUCACCAGUUUCUGGUCUGGCAGCAAUACUUGCAUUGUCAACUCGUCUGUUGGGUUCGGACACUAGCCUUCUUCUCUCUUUACGAAGUAAUGAAACUCACCUUGGCGACUUGAGUAAACGUUUCGCCCGCUGCUUAGAGGACAAGGAUGCAAAAGGGAAGAAAACAAAGAUCAUCUCUAUUUGCGAGAUGAAACCCACCUACAUACUUCAGUGUUUGUCAAUUGGCCUGAUUGUUCCAUGGCACUCAGCAGCCACCACCGCUGGAAAGACUAUUGAAGUCCUCAAGGACCACUCUGGCCUCAACAAGUGCAGAGAUUCAACAGAUCCAUUGUACAUAGAACUAGCACAACAGUUGUGCAAGUUGCAGCCAACUACUGUCCCGGAGCUCAAUAACGUUCAACAAGCUGUAAUUGACCAGCUUACACCAACAGCCGCGAUCUCAGCUAUUUUAAAUUACGACCCCGAAAAUACCGGAGAGGAUGAGGACGAACCUGAAUGCCAUCCUGGAACGCGUUCUGAAAUUCUUGAUGAGAUAUAUCAGUGGCUGGACAAUGAUACUCCAUCCCAAAAGCAUAUCUACUGGCUACAAGGUAAAGCUGGAACUGGCAAGUCGACGAUAUCUCGUACGGUAGCCCGUAAACUUGCGGAAGAGAAACGCCUUAAUGCAACCUUCUUCUUCAACAGAUCAGAGAACGACAGAAAUACCUCUAAGCGGUUCUUCACAACUCUAGCAGGUCAACUGGUCGCAAAGCUGCCAGCAAUUGCCAACAGUAUGAAGAAUUCCAUUAGCUCUGAUCCACUCCUCCUUAGUAGCGGCCCAGCAGUUCAAUUCAAAAAGCUCAUCUCGGAGCCUCUACAGAACCUCUCACACAAGUCUUUAAAGACGUUGGUGGUCGUGGUUGAUGCUUUAGAUGAGUGCAGUACCGAAAAAGAUGUCUGUGUUCUUCUUAAGAUCUUAUCAAGACCCAUCUUCUCAAAAGAUGCAACCCAAAAAUCGGAUUCAAUGCCUCUCAUCAAAGUUUUCUUAACGAGCAGGCCGCAAUUUAUGGUUGGGCCCUCUUUCAUAAACAUGCCUGUCACAAUAAGCAACAAAUGGGAUGAAAGAAAACUCGAAGAGGCCACAAUAGAAACAACCGAACGUGAUUUAAGAAAAUUCCUGAAAUUUCGGCUAGGGAGGAUCAAUGGCCUUAUUGAACCUAUUCCAGGCCGAGAUCAAUGGUCAAAUCUGGAAGAUGUUAGAAAGCUUGAGGAACUCGUGCAAUUAGCCUGUCCGUUAUUCAUCUUUGCGGCCACAGCUUGUCGCUUUAUAGGGCAGGUUCGCCUUCCAGGCGGGCCAAAAGAACGUCUGCAGCAAAUACUCAACCAAAAGGCUCUAUCAGAAUUGCAGAGAACAUAUUUACCGGUUUUGAACCAACUGGUUACAGAACUAAUGGACGAGGACCGUGGAGCAGCUAUUGAUGAGUUUAAAUACAUCAUUGGAUCGAUACUCUCCCUUGGAGACCCAUUGUCAAUAUCAUCUCUUUCUAACCUCCUGGCAAAGCCGGUCACAAAUAUCCGCAAAGAACUAGAGCUUCUAGAGGCAGUCUUUGUUGUUCCGCCCCAGAACUCAAUCCCUGUGAAAGCGUUUCACAAGUCUUUUAGGGACUUUGUUCUUGGCCCCAGCUGCAAAGAAUUUCAGAUUAAUCAACCUGAGACUCAUAGAGGACUUGCUAAUCGAUGUAUAGAGCUGCUCUCUGCCACCCUGACGAAAGACAUAUGCCAAUUAAAAGCGCCUGGAAUUAAUCCAGAAGACCUCUCACCCCAAAGGAUUGAGAGCUACUUAUCACUUGAUGUUCAAUAUGCAUGUCGUUUCUGGGUUUAUCAUGCAAAGGAGAGCGGAUUGAAGGUCAAAGACAAUGAUCAAGUACAUUAUUUUCUCCAAACUCACCUACUUUUCUGGUUCGAAGCCUUGAGCCUUUCAGGAAGGCUGUUGGAAAGUAGCAAAGCUAUUCAGGAUCUUCAAAGUAUCGUCGAUCCGACAGAAGGUGCUCAUGUAAAGCUAUUCCUUCGUGAUAUAGAACGUUUCAUCUUGUCAUUUCGUUUCAUCAUUAGCAAGGCGCCACUGCAGUUGUAUAACUCGGCGCUUGUGUUUGCUCCAAAGGAAAGUCUUGUUCGGCAAAAGUUCAGCAAACUUUCAGACUUCUCAAGUUGGAUCGAUAACCCUCCAGUGGUAGCGUCUGACUGGAGCCCAUGUUUGCAAUCCUUUGAAGGCCAUACCAUCGAGGUCAAGGGUGUUGCCUUCUUGGAGAAUCACCGACUUGCAUCUGCAUGUGAUGGCACAAUCAAGAUCUGGGACCUAGCUUCUGGCAUUUGCUUACAAACUAUCGAAAUCCAUCAUACUGACGAGAGAUACAGCAUUUCGGUAGCGUUUUCGACAAACGGAAAGAUUGCGACCAGCUCAUGGGGCGAAAUUAAAAUAUGGGAUUUGGAUCAGGGUGAAUGCUUACAGACGGCUGAAAUUGCAGGAGAGGUCAACUCAAUGAAUUUUCUCGAAAAUGACAAACUGGUUGCCUUCAUCAACCCUGCUGUACUCGAUGUAUGGAGCAUGGAGGAGGGGAGGUGGCUACAGACGCGGUGGCCAUUUGAUCUAUCCGAGGGGGAUCCCAUGAAGGCUUUAAGCGGUCUUGAAACGACAACGGUAUCUGCGGAUGGUCAAUGGUUUGCCUGUGAAUUCCCUAUUCCGCGAACAAUCAAGAUCCUGAAAUUUGGUUCAGCAACUAUCGAAACAGUGACAACGAUCCAGCGGGCUCCUGACAACGUCUUUGACCUGGUCUUUUCAGAAGACUGUCAAUAUCUUGCAUCUACAUCAAAAGUGAGUCCGAGUGAGAGAAUAGCGGUCGCCAUCUGGGAGGUUGCUUCUGGCCGUUGUCUGCGGGCCACCACAAUAGACAUGAUCACGAGGACGAACUGCUCGACUUUCUCGCCGAAUAAUGACCUGUUUGCAACUGCAGCCUCGGCGGACACACGAGUUACAGUCUGGGGUUGGAAGAAUAGUACCGAGAUUAAAAACUUCAACGGUCAUAGUGAGAUUACGUCGUUGGCCUUUUCGCCAGACGGCGCAUGGCUCGCAGCAGGAUCAGAAAAGGGGCCUAUUCAGAUAUGGGACAUGUGUUCUUCAUUAACAGAACUGCCCAAGGCUCACGAAUUCGGUGCACCAUCUGUCGCCUUCACGUCGAAUGGCCAAAGACUUGUAUCAUCUGCAGUGCACGUGUUUGAUGCUCCGAAAAUUUGGGAUACUUCAACAGGUGCCUGUUUACAGGCGGAACCAUCUAUGAAUGUGCUUAGACGUUACCCUUACGUCCCCCAUCAUGUAGCCGCCUCGGCAAAGGGCCAAGCGCUAGCAUCAAAUAACUUCGAUGGAGGGUUCAGCAUCAGAGACCUCAAAACUGGCAUUCGGUCGAUCGUGCCAGAGAAAGACGUUGGCUCUGUCGUUUUAAUGGCAAUAUCGGUUGAUGGUGAGCGACUCAUGACGGGUGCAUAUCGACAAAGCAAUCUAUUAUCGAUUGAUAUAUGGGAUACAAAGACGUGUUCAUCUAUCCAUAAGUUUACAUACGGCCGGGAGUUCUCACGGGUUUUCUUUAUUGACGCCAUUUCUUCAGAUGGUAGACAGCUAGCAUUCUCAUUAGGCGGCGAAACCUUGGAGCUCUGGAAUCUAUCCACAAAUGAAAAAUUCGACAUUCCGGUUCCAUGCGCCUCUUGGUCAUCUAUUAGCUUCUCGGAAAAUGGGGAUCGGCUCGGAGUAGUGGUGACCCCAUCUAAUAUCAGCGUAUGGGACACUACAACAGGCACAUGUCUACAGCGUUAUGAGGGUAUACCUGAACCCCGUUUCUCAAUUCCCUGGCACUUGGACUCGAGUUUCGUGAAUGUAGACUUUACUUCUGGCACACAGUCCCUGAUGCAAUCACGAGCUGCGUGCUUGACAAAUUACAACAUCUCUCCCGACGGUGAAUGGGUUAUGCGACAGUCUGAGAAACUCCUCUGGUUAACCCCUGAAUACCGGCCAGGCCAUGCAGCAAUAUAUAAAUCGCAAAUCGCCAUUGGCUCUGAAAGCGGCAAUGUCAUUAUUCUCAACCUUUCAGUCUCAGACAGAGGAGAAUAA
Molecule: messenger RNA, 4611 nt
Organism: Trichoderma aggressivum f. europaeum
Lineage: Eukaryota; Fungi; Ascomycota; Sordariomycetes; Hypocreales; Hypocreaceae
Exons: 7
Coding region: 1-4611 (1536 amino acids)
Molecular function (GO): protein binding
Source: RefSeq, a predicted model, not a curated record